AUGGAUCUCUCUUCACUACACUCCAAUUCUCCUAUUCAACAAGAAGAAGACGAGUGGGAUACUGAAGGAUUUGUGAUUCCGAGUCUUGGAAUUGAAGAGUCUGAUCAAAGUAAAGAAAAUGUUGCAAGCAUAGAACCAUCAAAUUCUGCUGCAAAGGUGAAGAAGGAAGAGAACAUCUAUCUUGGCCCACACGGGGCGCCUCCUUCACAAUCAAAACAGAAGGAAGAGGUAAAUUUAUCAAACCGGAAGCAGCGGUUCAAGCAAAAGUUGAAAGAAGCCGAUAAGAAAAAGAGUGGGACAGGUAGGGAGAAUAAGUUGGAUAACUUAAGGGAGCUUGUGGGUGCGGGGAAAGCAAAUCCCAGCAUGGUAAAGAGAUCCUCUCCUAAGGACUGGUUAGAUCCACAUUGCCAUGAAGCUGAGUUUGAGAGGAGGUGA
Messenger RNA from Lathyrus sativus (Indian pea), 435 nucleotides. The record is from the annotation of a GenBank genome assembly. Lineage: Eukaryota; Viridiplantae; Streptophyta; Magnoliopsida; Fabales; Fabaceae.